Musa acuminata AAA Group (dessert banana) is the source of this 1484-nucleotide messenger RNA. RefSeq names its product myb family transcription factor PHL7-like. NCBI's taxonomy places the organism in Eukaryota, Viridiplantae, Streptophyta, Magnoliopsida, Zingiberales, Musaceae. The transcript has 7 exons. Gene Ontology annotation, molecular function: DNA binding; DNA-binding transcription factor activity. The record is from RefSeq and is a predicted model, not a curated record. The coding region runs from base 588 to 1385 and encodes 265 amino acids.
UCCUACCCCUGCAGAUUACCGCCACAGACACUACUAUUGCCCGGGGUGGGAGGGAGAGGAAGCCAACCAUAGAAUUCACCCAUUCACUGAGGCAACAAGAAAGAAGAAUUCCGUCUCCAAACAACGGGGGACGGCCACGAAUCCAAGCCCUAGUUCCAAAGUUCACUCCCUCGAUUUCUCCGCGCGAUUUCCACCCUGGACCGAGCCUUCUUACUUUUGAAUCCUUUACCAACUCUUCCCAAUUCGAGCUCUCGACUGACCCCUCUAUCCCCAAUUCGAUGCCCCGGUCCCGCAGGUUUCCUUUCCUGACUCUGUUUUUGCUGUCCCCAGUCCGUAUUCGGAGCCCCAAAUUGGCGCUAUUCCGCGCCGAAAGCUGAUCUUUGAGGGGUCUGGAAGAAGUUUAGGUGGUGCUGAGUGGAAAUCCUGGGGCAAGUUCGAUUCUGGAAGAUGGUAUUUUGCUCAGAAAUUGGUGGAUUCACCUGGUGCCAAGUGUUUCAGUAGUCUGGGAGUUCCGAGAUCUUCGUACUAUAAGUCUUUUCUCAUGUAUCACGCCAGCAAAUUUUCAACUGUUUCAAUGGCACCUGACAAUGGCCAAGGCACUGAGCAAGUUGGUAGCAUUGGAAUUUCGGGUGGAUCAAGUGUCAAUAAUCCAGUCAACCCAGGAGGAAGCGGAAAACAACGCUUGCGGUGGACUUCGGAUCUUCAUGACCGCUUUGUUGAUGCAAUCACUCAACUUGGUGGACCAGAUAGUGGGAGCAACUCCAAAAGGUGUUUUAAGAGUAAUGGCUGUACCGGGCAUUACAAUAUAUCAUGUGAAAAGUCAUUUACAGAAGUACCGCCUUGCAAAGUAUUUACCUGAUUCUCCAGCUGAUGGUUCUAAAGAUGAUAAGAAAGAUUCUGGCCAUACCCACUCUGACACGGACUCUGCACCAAGUGCACAAUUUAAUGAAUCCUUGAAAAUGCAAAUGGAGGUACAAAAACGGUUGCAUGAACAGCUUGAGGUGCAAAGGCAAUUGCAGCUGAGAAUUGAAGCUCAGGGGAGAUACCUCCAGAAGAUCAUUGAAGAGCAGCAGAAGCUAAGUGGUGUCGUGCAGAAGCACAAAUCCUCCCUUUCUCUGCCAAUUUCGGACAGCAACAGAAACCCAUCACCACUCAAGAAGCCAAGGACGGCUGUCGUCAAUCAAUCCUCAGAUGCUGCCCAGGAAACACCAAAACAAGAAUCCAAACCUGAUCUCUGCAGUGAUCAUUGUAUCAUCAGUUGUGGUUUUGGAGCAGGAACGAUGCUGGAUGAGGGUACUGGUAGCACUCAGCAGAACCUCCCGAAUGAGGUGGAGGUGGGUACUGAAGAGCUGGGUGUUCACAACUGCUCCGUUGUGAAUCUGUGAUGAUGAGAAUUUGAUUAGGUUUACGUUUUGUACAAUUCAUUUGUACGUGUCAUGCCACUGACAACUUUGAUGGAGAUGCCACUUUGGUUGGUUUCUUAA